GGGCAGGGCGGCGGGCGGACGAUGCCCGCGCCGGGCGCCGGGGAGGAGCGCCGGCCGCUGCUGGCGCGCAGGCCGCGGGCGCCCCGACGGUGGCGGCGGACGGCGGCGGCCGCCGUGCUGCUGGUGGAGACGCUGGAGCGCGCCGCCUUCUUCGGCGUCUCGGCCAACCUGGUGCUCUACCUCAACAGCGCCAGCUUCCAGUGGGACGGCGAGCAGGCGUCCCGCGCUGCGCUCGUCUUCCUGGGCGCCUCCUACCUGCUGGCGCCCGUGGGCGGCUGGCUGGCCGACGCGUACCUGGGCCGCUACCGCGCCGUCGCGCUCAGCCUGCUGCUCUACCUGGUCGCCUCCAGCCUGCUGCCCGCCACCGCCUUCAGGGACGGCCGCCGCUCCUUCUGCGGGGAGGUGCCCGCGUCGCCGCUGGGGCCCGCCUGCCCGUCGACCGGCUGCACGCGCGUGUCGCCCACCCCGUACUGCGCGCCCACCCUCUACUCCGGGCUGCUGCUGCUCGCCCUGGCCGCCAGCUCCGUCAGGAGCAACCUCACCUCCUUCGGGGCGGACCAGGUGAUGGAUCUUGGCCGCCAUGCCAGCCGUCGCUUCUUCAACUGGCUUUAUUGGAGUAUCAACGUGGGUGCCGUGCUGUCACUGCUGGUGGUGGCCUUUAUCCAACAGAACAUCGAUUUCCUGCUGGGCUAUAGCAUCACCGUGGGCUGCAUGGGCCUGGCCUUCUUCAUCUUCCUCUUUGCCACCCCCAUCUUCGUCACCAAGCCCCCCACAGGCAGCCAGGUGUCCUCCAUGCUUAAACUCGCUCUCCAAAACUGCUGUCCCCGGCUGUGGCACCGACACUCUGCCAGAGACCCUCAAGGCACCCAACCGCUGCCCGACCAGAGGUCUCCCCAGCCUGGCCCUUCCCCACAAGAGGACAUGGCCAACUUCCAGGUGCUGGUGAAGAUCUUGCCCGUCAUGGUGACUCUGGUGCCCUACUGGAUGGUGUAUUUCCAGAUGCAGUCCACCUAUGUCCUGCAGGGUCUUCAUCUCCGCAUCCCGAACAUUUUCCCAGACAACCCUGCCAAUAGCUCCAUGGCUCUGAGAGCCCAGCGCAGCAGCUACAAGAUCCCGGAAGCCUGGCUCCUCCUGGCCAAUGUCGUGGUGGUGCUGAUCCUGGUGCCUGUGAAGGACCACUUGCUCGACCCUCUACUGCAGCGGUGCAAGCUGCUUCCCUCGGUCUUGCAGAAGAUGGCCCUGGGGAUGUUCUUCGGCUUUGCCUCCGUCCUUGUGGCAGGAGGCCUGGAGAUGGAGCGCUUACAGUACAUCCAUCGCAACCAGACGGUGUCCCAGCAGAUCGGGAAGGAUGUGUACUAUGCAGCUCCACUGUCCAUCUGGUGGCAGAUCCCUCAGUACCUGCUCAUCGGGAUCAGUGAGAUUUUUGCCAGUAUCCCAGGCCUGGAGUUUGCGUACUCCGAGGCUCCGCGCUCCAUGCAGGGUGCCAUCAUGGGCAUCUUCUUCUGCCUGUCGGGAGUGGGCUCGCUGUUGGGCUCCAGCCUCGUGGCACUCCUGUCCCUGCCCGGGGGCUGGCUCUACUGCCCCAAGGACUUUGGGAACAUCAACAAUUGCCGGAUGGACCUCUACUUCUUCCUGCUGGCCUGCAUUCAGGCCGCCACGGCCCUCCUGUUUAUCUGGAUCGCUGGCCGCUACGAGAGGGUAGCUCAGGGCCCAACCUCCCAGAGCUGUCCCAGCAGGGACAGGGGCUGAACACCCUCCCCCCAGCUGCCCCCUGCCCCCGCCUGCGCUUCUCUCCCCAGGACACAGACAGCCGCCGUCCCAGUGGGGGUUCCUCGAGUUUAUUCUGUACCCAACGUUAGGAUGAAAUGGUUCUCAUAAAUAAGGGGCGUAAGCCCUUCCUCAUGA
This is a messenger RNA of Callorhinus ursinus (northern fur seal), 1905 nucleotides long. It is a transcript of the gene SLC15A3, whose product is annotated as solute carrier family 15 member 3. Gene Ontology annotation, biological process: transmembrane transport. The record is from RefSeq and is a predicted model, not a curated record. Lineage: Eukaryota; Metazoa; Chordata; Mammalia; Carnivora; Otariidae. Gene Ontology annotation, molecular function: transmembrane transporter activity. Gene Ontology annotation, cellular component: membrane.